This is a messenger RNA of Parasteatoda tepidariorum (common house spider), 2647 nucleotides long. Its product is annotated as leukocyte elastase inhibitor. Gene Ontology annotation, molecular function: serine-type endopeptidase inhibitor activity. The record is from RefSeq and is a predicted model, not a curated record. Lineage: Eukaryota; Metazoa; Arthropoda; Arachnida; Araneae; Theridiidae.
AUUUUAUGUUUGUAUAUCUGCAUUUAAAUAAUGGUGAUGCAAGAGAACUGCUGACAUAAAUUUUCGAUCUCUUUUUAUUUCAUGAUCUGCUUUUCAAGAGAUUUUUCAUAAGUGGUUGCGAGGAUGGAUGGAUUUUUUUUUAUGCUAGCACUGUACGUCUUCAAUGUGGGAUUUUCUACAGAAGCAGCCAAUGAAAAUAAUUUAAAUAAAUUGGCAGUAGCAAACAAUGAGUUAGGAGUGAAACUUUACCACAGGUUGACUGAAAAUAAUGCUGAAAAUGUUUUCAUCUCACCAAUCAGUCUGUCUACAGCUUUUGGAAUGCUUUACGUUGGUACUAGAGGCAACUCCGCUAAACAACUCAAAAACGUCUUAGGUUAUAACACUGCUCGAUUAUCUAGUUCAAAGGUUCCAUCAGCUUUCGACCAGUACCUAAACAUAUUAUUGCCUGGGAAUGUACAAGAUAAUAGCGCUUAUGUCUUAAAUCUCGCAAAUGAAGUGCUAUUAUCAGAUACAUUUGAUGUAAAUCAAGAUUACAUAGAAGAAGUUCAAAAUUCCUUCCAUGCAGAUGCUCAGGUGGUUGAUUUUGCUGAAAAUUCGGGCCAAAUAUUGAAAGAUGUGAAUAAUUGGGUAAAAGAGCAAACGAAUGGGAAAAUAGACAAGUUUUUGACUAAUUUAAGCCCAUCAACUUUAUUGCUCAUAUUGAAUGCUGUAUACUUCAAAGGAACAUGGCAAAUUCAGUUCGACCCAAAGUUAACUUUAAAUGGAGAUUUUUACAACCAUGGUGAAGAUGAUGAAGUUAAGAGUGUUCCAUUCAUGCAUGUUAAGGAGAAAUUCCCAUACUUCAGAAACGACGAAUGCCAAAUAAUCGAGUUACCUUACAAAGGCAAAGACAUAAGCAUGAUCAUUUUAUUACCAAAUGCCCAGGAUGGACUUCAAGAAAGAGAAGACAAGUUCACUGCAGAAGAUAUCAAGACUUAUCAGAAAGAGCUUAGACCUACAACACUUAAUCUAGCAUUGCCGAAGUUUAAGAUUAAAUACUCUCACGAGAUGUCUUCAGACUUCAAUGCUCUUGGUGCCAAAGACAUAUUUAAUCCUAGUUUGUCUGAUUUCUCGGGAAUAACAGAAAAACGUGGUUUAUUUGUCAACCAGGUUGUACACAAGGCAGCUAUAGAAGUCAAUGAAAAAGGAAGUGAAGCUGCAGCAGCUACUGGAAUCGGUGUCGUUAGGCUCACACCAGACCCUGCGUUUGUUGCAGAUCAUCCCUUCAUGUUUCUAAUACAAGAUAAGAGGAAUGAUAUGGUGUUAUUUAUGGGACGUGUAACUAAUUUAAAACUUGCCAAGAGAACUAUGAAGAUUCAUCGAUUAUUCAUUCUAGUGGCAUUAGCUACUUUAAAUGUAAUAUUUUCUGCAGAAGCUGCCGAUGUAAAAAAUGCAAGUAAAUUGGCAGUGGCAAAUAAUGAGCUAGGUGUGAAACUUUACCACAGGUUUACUCAGAAUGAUGACAGAAAUAUUUUCUUCUCACCUUUCAGCCUAUCAACAGCUUUUGGAAUGCUUUUCGUUGGCACUGGUGGAAACUCAGCUAAACAACUCAGAUGUGCACUAGGCUACAACGCAGCUCAUUUAUCAAGUAAGAAGGUCCCCUGCGCUUUUAAUCAGUACCUGAACAAAGUAUUACACAGAAAUAAACCUGAUGACGACGCAUAUACCUUGAAUCUGGCAAAUGAAUUAUUAAUAUCAGAACAUUUUGAAGUAAAUCCUGAUUAUAAAAAAGAAGUUAAACAUUUCUUUCACGCAUAUAUUGAGGAGGUUGACUUUGCUGAUAAUACUGAUCAAGUAAUUAAAGAGGUUAAUGACUGGGUAAAUCAACAAACACAUGGCAAAAUUGAUAAAAUUUUGACUAAUUUGGAUAAAUCAACACUACUGCUGAUAUUAAAUGCCAUAUAUUUCAAAGGAACAUGGCUAACUCAGUUUGACAGAAAAUUAACGUCAGAUGGAGAAUUUUACAACUAUGGCCAAGAAAAUGAAGCAAAAAGCGUUCCAUUCAUGCAUAUUAAAUCAAAAUUUCCAUACUUCGAAACGGAUGAUUAUCAAGUAGUAGAGUUACCUUACAAAGGGAAAGACAUAAGUAUGAUGAUUUUACUGCCAAAAAGUUUGAAUGGACUUGAAGACAUUGGUAACAGAUUCGCUGCAAGAGACAUCAAGAAUUUUCAUUUAUUGCUUCAAAACACCACACUUAAUCUAUCAUUGCCUAAAUUCAAAAUUGAAUACUCACGCGAGGUGACUUCAGAUUUCAAAGCUCUUGGAGCCAAAGAUAUAUUUGAUAAUAGAUUGGCUGAUUUCUCUGGUAUAACGCAGGUGACAGGUCUGGCUGUCACGCAAGUGUUGCACAAAGCAGCUAUAGAAGUAAAUGAAGAAGGAAGUGAAGCUGCAGCCUCCACUGUCAUAGUAAUCGGACCACGCACUGUGCAUAGAGAUCCGGUAUUUGUUGCUGAUCAUCCUUUCUUGUUUACAAUUUUUGAUAAGAGAAAUUAUUUGGCAUUGUUUUUUGGUCGAGUCAGUAAUUUUUAAUUGUGUUGAAACUACGAAGUAGUGACACAACAUGAAAUGUAACCAAAUAUCUUAAUAAACAAUAUUGUGCUAUUUUUUA